AAUAUGAACAUCACUGCGCCUUUCCCUCUGCUGCUGAUGGCGUUGAUGGUCUGCGCAGGACACUGCACAGCGAGGCCACGUCCCAGCCUCUUCAGCUACUUCAAGGGCCUGUUUUACACCGGCGACUCUAAGGAGGCGACGACUACAUCGAGAGCCGCGAUGGAGCCACCAGUGGCUCGAGCGACGCUGGACCACGACCACGUGGACGUCUCUAUGCUGAAGGUGGCCCUGCCGGCUCCCCACGCGACAGCUGGCGACCACGUGCACCUGCGGCUACCCCAGCUGCACCACCACGCACCUGCUGGUCACCCACUGGACGUUGAUGAAACCCAGCCGCCGCACGAAAAUGACCACAGUGCGCUGUCAGUCCACAGCAGUGAUCUCCACUACGGCUGA
Schistocerca nitens (vagrant locust) is the source of this 396-nucleotide messenger RNA. RefSeq lists its product as uncharacterized. The record is from RefSeq and is a predicted model, not a curated record. Bases 4 to 396 code for a protein of 130 amino acids. Lineage: Eukaryota; Metazoa; Arthropoda; Insecta; Orthoptera; Acrididae. The transcript is spliced from 2 exons.